GAGCUCUGUACGCUGUCCUCGUCUCUUACCCACACUUCAGUGUUGUCGAGAGUGAAAGAACACAACAAUGGCGGCUACCACGACUCUGGGCUUCGUUCUACCGACUGGUUUAUCUCCCCGUCGCGGUGGCUUCAGAGUAUCACUGAUCCGAUGCUCCGCUUCUCCUCUCACUACUAACUCCACCGCCUCUGGCCUUGUGGAGAAGCCUUGGAAUACAUAUGACGCUAGGCUUGUGUUAGAAGACGGCUCCAUCUGGCCUGCUAAGUCAUUUGGUGCUCCUGGAACACGUAUUGCUGAAUUGGUCUUUAACACCUCAUUGACAGGGUAUCAAGAGAUUCUGACUGAUCCUAGUUACGCUGGGCAGUUUGUGUUAAUGACAAAUCCACAGAUUGGUAACACCGGUGUGAAUCUCGAUGAUGAAGAGUCUGAGCAAUGCUUUCUUGCUGGUUUGGUGAUAAGAAGUCUAAGCAUCAGUACCUCAAACUGGAGAUGCACUAAGACACUUGCUGACUAUCUAACCGAAAGGAACCUCAUGGGAGUUUAUGAUCUUGACACUCGUGCAAUAACACGUCGGUUAAGAGAAGAAGGCAGUCUUAACGGUGUGCUGAGCACAGAACAAACCAAAACUGACGAAGAGCUUCUGCACAUGUCCCGUUCUUGGGAUAUUGUAGGUAUUGAUCUGAUAAGUGAUGUUUCAUGCAAAUCUCCUUACGAGUGGGUUAACAAAACAGACCCUGAAUGGGAUUUCAACUCGGCUUCACGCGACGGGGCAUCUUACAGAGUUAUUGCAUAUGACUUUGGCAUCAAACAUAACAUCCUGAGACGCCUAUCCUCUUACGGAUGUCAAAUCACGGUUGUUCCGUCGACAUUCCCAGCUUCUGAGGCGCUUAAAAUGAAUCCAGACGGGAUUCUGUUCAGCAACGGUCCUGGAGACCCUUCUGCUGUGCCGUAUGCUGUUGAGACGGUGAAAGAGCUUCUUGGUAAAGCUCCUGUGUAUGGGAUCUGUAUGGGUCAUCAGUUGCUUGGCCAAGCUUUGGGUGGUAAGACCUUCAAGAUGAAGUUUGGUCAUCAUGGUGGAAACCACCCGGUUCGUAAUAACAGAACUGGCCAGGUGGAGAUCAGUGCUCAGAACCAUAACUAUGCGGUUGACCCGGCUUCACUACCUGGAGGUGUGGAAGUGACACAUGUUAAUCUCAAUGAUGGGAGCUGUGCGGGUCUAUCUUUCCCGGAGAUGAAUGUCAUGUCUCUCCAGUACCACCCUGAAGCCUCCCCUGGACCUCACGACUCUGAUAACGCAUUUAAAGAGUUCAUAGAGCUUAUGAAGAGAUCGAAACAGAGCUCCUGAGGAAAACAAGUCUUUGUUUUUGUUUACUUCGCACUUAAAUUAAACACGUGUUUUUUUUUUGUUACUGACAAUGGAGUGAAACUAUUGUUCUGGCUGUGUGAUCAUGUUAAAGGAACCAUUCCACACU
This is a messenger RNA of Raphanus sativus (radish), 1472 nucleotides long. Its product is annotated as carbamoyl-phosphate synthase small chain, chloroplastic. Gene Ontology annotation, biological process: L-glutamine metabolic process; L-arginine biosynthetic process; 'de novo' pyrimidine nucleobase biosynthetic process. The record is from RefSeq and is a predicted model, not a curated record. Gene Ontology annotation, cellular component: carbamoyl-phosphate synthase complex; cytoplasm. Lineage: Eukaryota; Viridiplantae; Streptophyta; Magnoliopsida; Brassicales; Brassicaceae. The transcript is spliced from 8 exons. Bases 68 to 1345 code for a protein of 425 amino acids. Gene Ontology annotation, molecular function: carbamoyl-phosphate synthase (glutamine-hydrolyzing) activity.